Molecule: messenger RNA, 558 nt
Organism: Cooperia oncophora
Lineage: Eukaryota; Metazoa; Nematoda; Chromadorea; Rhabditida; Trichostrongylidae
Source: the annotation of a GenBank genome assembly
UUAAUUUCAGAUGACGAAGACUACGACGUCAACGAAGAAGAUGCACCUAGCACCUGGAACAAGGUGCUUUCAUGGAAAUGGAAGACGUCAUCGAACAGUCAACCGCAACAUCGAACGACCACUCCUCUAACAAGGAAACUGCCACGAAAACUCGCCAAAGCAAUGAGGUCAAGAGAGUCUCCAAGCUCAUCCAUGGACCCACGAUCCGUAUUCUACGAGGAGGAAAUCAAACUAUCAAUGCUGCGCCAACAAUUAGCCCUUGAGGAACUAAAGCUGUUGGUGAUUAAAAAUGAUCUCGCUCGGGCUCAACUGGAAAGGGAAACGAUAGCCACGGAACGGGAACGCUUUGAACUGGAACGGGCAAAGCAUGUGAGUGUUACUGGUUACAUAAUGACAAAAAUGUCUAUAAAAUUUCAAACCCUUAAAAAUCCAAUGAGCGACCCGCGAAAUUCAGUGACCACCUCAAGCAAAAUAAGAAGAGUAAGGAGGAAAGUAGUUCAUAAGAAUUUACCUGAACCAUUCAGCCAUAACCAAUGGGUAACGCCGGUAAAACGUUGA